UUAAAAUCACCUGCUUUAGUGACUGGCUGGAAAGAAAACCUGCAGUGUCUCGGCCCUCCAUGGCACGAGUUUGACACCCCGGAUCUAGUGGUUCAAAUGUGAAGUAUGCCUCUCAUGACAAUAAUGAAAACAAUUUCGAAAUUUUUUUUUGUCGAUAACAUCGAUUAUCGAAGAUAAAUUGACGCAAAAUUAGCACACAGUUAUCGUGACUGACAGGUGUAUGUGGUGCUAUAAAUAUGUUCCCAAGGGGAACUGAGUGGCGAGACGGACAGGGAGUGAUGUUGGGGGUUCAGAUUUUGAGUUUCAGCUUUCUGUGUGUUGCGGCUGUAACGGUAUUUCUGGUUUUAUGAGGGGUUAUUGUGCCUGGUGUGAGAUAAUUUAACCUGCAAAAAAAAAGCCUGUUGUUCCAGCGGUCAAGUCUGGUGCUUGUAUGUCUCACCAAACAUUACAGUAAUAUCACUGACACCUAGUGACCAGUGUAGAGUACUACAUACUAUUGUGUCUUGCUUGUGUCUUACUCAUAUUUGUAUUUUUGUUCAUUUUUCCAUUUUCAUACUAAAAAAUGCUUAAAUAUAAUAUAUAAUUUGCUUAAGCAUGCUUUUUUCUGCAAAUAAUAGGCUGUAUUCAACCAAGAAACAGCAUGAUUUAUGAAUUCACACCCUACAUAUUUAGCAUGAGGCUUAAAUAUCAAAUAGAAUUCUACCUACAUUGUGGCUGACAGGAGCUACUGUAUGUGUUAUGAUGUGUAUUCAGCGGCUACAUCUACUUUCCCAAAUCCCAGUAAUUCCAUCUUCGGGAUUAGAUCAGCCUCGACACUUUGUGUUGAAACAAAUCCUCCACGCUGUCACAGCAGGUGUUGCUGAAAUAUGCAUUAUGUAUGAAUCUAAAAAUGUCAUCUUGAAUGACUGAGCUGCUUUGAAACCUCUCUGCUUGUCUGCUUGUUUCAUCAGGGGAGGUUAUUUGCUCGUUAAGCAUAAGGUAGACCUACAUCAGCCAAUUUAAUGCACUGGCUGUCUAAAUUGUGCCUUAACAAAGACAGACAUGCUGAGUUGGGACCGGCGUUGCCAGAUGUAUUAUAAUUAUUGUAUUUGUACACAGUGACAUGCAGUGAGAUUCAUGGCUGUUGUUUUUUUCAUGAUAAUACAGGUUGCUCAUUAAGAGGAUAACAAGAAAAUAAGAGAAAAUUCACUUUGGCUAAACAUUUUGUUUUCAAAUACUUAUUGGUCCCAUACAUGGGCCCUAUUCUUCUCCAGGGAAAGUUUUGAUACUUUGUUGUAAAACUCUGAUGGCCUUAUGAUGAGCUUGGAUAUGAAAUCCUCCAUCUUGGCAGUCAAAAUCAUUUGUUCAUUCAGCACAGCAUACAGAAGUUUUUAAUGUGUCUGUCUUGCUGCUCUCCAGCUGGUGGUACUGCUGCCAAAAUAUAAAAAAUACGUUGGCUGGGCCUGUCUCAAUAACAAAUUUUGCUGGACGAUGAAAAAACGAUUAAAAAGGCACAAAGAAAGCAUUCGAUCGUGUAGCACAAGACACGCAGCUAGCGAGUGCACGCUCGCCAGUGCCCCGCCUCUCCCCACUGGGACAAAGCGACUGAUUGAAUGACUGACAGGAGGGUUCACUCACUCUGUUCGUUGCGCUCUACAACCAACGCCUCCAGGUGUUGAGACAGAUGCACAGAGUGAACUCUCUUGUCACGCAGCCUGUUUGGUAGCGAGAGAGGAGUCAAUAUUUCAAGGCCGGCAAAAUUAUUGAGUUAGUUUUUAUUUAUCGUGCGGUUAAUUGAUUUAUUGAUUAUCGUGGCAGGCCUAGCGCUGACUUUUCCUCUCUAUGGAAGGAUGGCAGUGACAAGCACCUGCCAGCUCACGCACACCCCCGCCCCUUCCGGAUGAGGUGGAAUACUGCAGCGCCUCAGCGUGUGACCUUUCUCUGUAUUUUAUUGUCCGAUUAUCAGGAAUAAUGAUGCCACGCUUCCAUGAAAGACAUUACUGUAGAAAGCCAUGGUGUAGAGUAAAUGUUUCUCCAACAUUCCACUAUUGGAGACAUGUUGACAAACAGAAACUGGCAGGCACCAUGAUCCAACUCAGUGCACUUACUCAUGUGGUAGGCUGUGCUUGUGCACUAAGCUGAGGUUUCUGCCCUGUAUUUGAUCAGGGAAUGUUCAAAUUCAGCACUUUUUCACAAGAAAAUGUUAAAAACGAUGGGAAUGCUACAGAAAAGUCAACUGUUGACUGGACAAAUUAGGUUAUCAUUAUUCUUUUUUUUUUCCCAUCCUAGCAGGUGAAGCUCUGCCUUAUGAUACAGGGCCUCGAUUGUGGGUGAUGGGCAAAAUUCCCCCCAAAAAUGCAGCUUUCCUUUAAAGAAACUUUCAAUAGGCUGUUCUGCUGUUCUCCAUGGAAGGUACCAGAAUGGACAGUUCAGACGGUAGACUUCCUUGAUAGAAAGGAAUAGAAAUAUGGAAAACCAUCCAUAAAGUCAAAUACAUGGCAUGCUCGCCCAUUUAACAGUACGUCAGGAUAGCUUUCUACACGCUGCUUCGGCCUGUCACGAUAACAAAUUUUGCUGGUCGAUAAUUGUGCUACAAAUUAUCGGCGAUAAUCGUUAUUAUCCACAUUUUUUCAGACCAUUUUUUUCAUUAAUGAUAUGGCAUAAUAUAAGCCAGUGUGUCUGGCUCGCAGCCUCCCUCAGCUCACUGUGAUGGGUUUUAUCUUUGUUUUAUCGUUUGUUGUGAGGACCGUCGACUCUGCUGGUGUAUGAUCAUCAGGAUUUACUUAAAAUCCAGAACAUUUUGGCCGCCUGUGCGAAACAAGAGUGCGGGGGGACCAAACAAAUCGCGUCCCUCUUACCUGCCUGACGUGCCAGAGUUCCUGCUGCGGGUGGAGCCGUUGCUUCCCAGGAGAACGUAGACCCAGGGGGCCAAGGCUGACUGCUAGCACCAUGUAUCUGCUCGCUCGCAGCCCUGCUUCCACAAAGAGGCUGAAUGAGUAAAUCGCAGAAAAACCCAGGAGGAGCUCUGACAAAGCAUAAACGGGCAGAGGAAGUAAUGCACUUGGCGGUGGUGGCAUGUGGAAACCGUCUGGAGGAGACUUUAACUCUGGUCAAAUCGGCUGUCCUGUUCAGCCUCAAGAAGAUCAAGUUUCACAUUUUUGCUGAAGACGGCUUGACCCUGCAGUUUAAAGAAAAGCUGAGCCGGUGGCCUCGCUUCGUCACAGCUAAGUUCCUGUACGACCUGCACCCCAUCACCUUCUCGGUGGGGAACGCCGACGAAUGGAAAAAGCUCUUCAAGCCCUGUGCUGCUCAGAGACUCUUCCUCCCUGGCAUCCUAAAGGACGUAGACUCAUUGCUGUACGUGGAUACUGACGUGCUGUUCCUCCGGCCUAUGGAUGACAUCUGGGGUCUGCUCAAGUCCUUCAACGGCACCCAGCUGGCAGCAAUGGCUCCGGAACACGAGAUCCCCAAGAUUGACUGGUACGGCCGCUUUGCACGUCAUCCUUUCUACGGCGUCUCAGGACUCAACUCGGGUGUCAUGCUGAUGAAUCUGACACGGAUCCGCCGCACAAUGUUCAAGAACAGUCUGAUUACGGGUGGUCUGUCCUGGGAGGACCUUUUGCACCCACUGUAUCAGAAGUACAAGAACCACAUCACAUGGGGCGAUCAGGACCUCCUCAACAUCAUCUUCCACUAUAACCCAGAGUGUGUCGUGGUUCUUCCGUGCCAGUGGAAUUACAGGCCUGAUCACUGCAUGUAUGGGAGUAACUGUAAAGGAGCUGAAGACGAAGGUGUGUCCAUCCUCCAUGGCAAUCGUGGAGUGUAUCAUGAUGAGAAGCAGCCGGCCUUCAAAGUAGUUUAUGAAGCAAUACGUGAUUUCCCGUUUGAGGACAACAUGUUCCAGUCGCUGUUCUAUCCCAUGCAGACCAAAUUCUUGGACACCGUCAACACCCUGUGUGGUCGGAUUCCUCAAGUUUUCCUCAAGCAGAUAGAAAAAACUAUGAGGAAGGUGUUUGAGGACAACGUGAUCCGACAUAUGAGGCCGCACAAGUGACUGUCGGCGCAGUGGACUUCCUGCUUCCUGUGACAAGAACCAAGGAGUAGUGGACUGGUGGUUUACCAGCCAGCCCCACCUUGAGUGAACUGGUGGCACGUUUGAAGGGAAUGGGCUUUUCUGGUUGUGGUCAUUGUAAUAAUGUAGUGACCGGUGGAAUCAGUUUUGCUUAAUUAUUGACUCGCACCAUGCACAGCCCAAAUGACAAUUCAUCUCAGUAGUUUUACUAUAAACACGUAUGUCUUUUGUUACAUGUGGUUUUUUUUGCAUUCAAUUUGAUUUUCUUUUUCAUUAUAAUCACUAGGCCUGUCACGAGAACAAAUUGUGCUGGUCGAUAAUUGUGCCACAAAUUAUCAUAGAUAAUCGACAUUAUCAAUGCCAUUUUUUUAGACAAUUUUUUUUAUUAAUUAUAUGGCAUCAAAUGUAUGCCAUCUAACCGUACUGAAUGGUUGCAUUUCUUUCGCAGUGUAGCGAGCGACACUGUGAGUGCACACCAUUUUGCGAUAUUUUGUUUAUAUUUACAUUGCCGACCAAUUCUGCCUCAGUAAGCGUUGGCUGUCGGGAUUGAGGCUCUGCUGCACUUUCAGUGGUAGUAGUUUUUUCCUAGUUGGGAAAACUGAGAAGGAUGGUUGUGUUCCCCUUCUUGCUCAUCACUACUUCCGAAUAAAUGCGCCAUAUGUUCAUUCUGUUUAAAACUGAAAUAUUCCCACACUGGGGCUGCUGCGUUCGCUGUAGAAACCAUCGCUUCUGUGCCUUCAUUCAUGUUAGCGUAUUCUUUCUCACGAGGCUAAUUUGCUGCUACCUUGCUGGUCGCACUCAUGCACGCACACGCACGCAUGCACAUGUCCAUUUAUUGAGGGUGGCAUAAUUAUCGACUUGUAUUUGUUUUGUUUUUUAAAUCGUUGGAUUAAUCGAUUAUAUUGACAGGCCUGAUAAUGACUUUUAUUUGCCGUUUUUAUUUGAGACCUAUACACUAAAUUAAGUAAAGUUGGGACUUGGAAGAUUUUACUGCUAUUCAGUGAGGCCAAGUCCGCCAUGUGAACGUUCAAAGGUAUGACAAAUAACUUGAAAUGUGAGCCUGUGGGGAAGGAGUUGCUUCCAGUAUUAAAUACAGCACAGAGAAGACGUUACACGUGGGUUAUAGAAAUGCACUUUCAUUGUUACAUUUCAGCAGAGGGCUGAGAGACAAUAACGCCACAUUAGCUGUUACAGCACUCGCAAACCUUCAAGUGCAAGCAUUGAGGAUGUGCCAUGUAAAUAUUGUCUGCCUUGUUCACUAUUUCAACAUGAACUCUUCAAAUCUUUGCAUUUUUUAAGAGUUGUCUUUGUUUUGUUGUGUAUGUCGAAAGGACGUGCAUUGUUUUCAUUGUGGUGUGCUGUACUAUGGCUGCACAGUCAAAAUGGGUGUCGAAAUAAAACAAUGCAAUUCAAUGA
Molecule: messenger RNA, 5467 nt
Organism: Dunckerocampus dactyliophorus (ringed pipefish)
Lineage: Eukaryota; Metazoa; Chordata; Actinopteri; Syngnathiformes; Syngnathidae
Product: glucoside xylosyltransferase 2-like
Exons: 7
Coding region: 2972-4033 (353 amino acids)
Biological process (GO): protein O-linked glycosylation via N-acetylgalactosamine
Molecular function (GO): UDP-xylosyltransferase activity
Source: RefSeq, a predicted model, not a curated record